Messenger RNA from Oreochromis aureus, 1668 nucleotides. It is a transcript of the gene ap4m1, whose product is annotated as adaptor related protein complex 4 subunit mu 1. Gene Ontology annotation, biological process: Golgi to lysosome transport; protein targeting. The coding region runs from base 343 to 1668 and encodes 441 amino acids. The transcript is spliced from 16 exons. Gene Ontology annotation, cellular component: clathrin adaptor complex; cytoplasmic vesicle; trans-Golgi network. NCBI's taxonomy places the organism in Eukaryota, Metazoa, Chordata, Actinopteri, Cichliformes, Cichlidae. The record is from RefSeq and is a predicted model, not a curated record.
CUGCGAGCUGAUGACCCGGUUUGUAAACACAAACCUAUCAACUACCCGGAUAGCCGGGAGCUAGCUUACAAACGCAUUUUUUUUUAAUUUAACCUUUUAACAUCUUAUUUUUGCUGUUUUGUCAACAUUCAUCUGUUAAUUAUGAAUGGUUGUCAUGGGAAUUCGUAGGAGUUAAAAUAUGCUGGGUUAGCUCACUCGAAUUCCCAGUUGGGAUCAGUAAAUUAGCUUUCCCUGCCAGUCAUGGCUUCCUAGGAAUACAAAAGGGUUAAAAGAAACCUGAAGUUUUACUUUUUUAUUUAUUUAUUUUUUACAUCUGUUUCCCCGGAGGCCAUCUGUGGCAGGAUGAUCUCUCAGGUCUUCAUCUUGUCCUCGAAGGGGGACCAUCUCAUUUAUAAAGACUUCCGUGGACAAGCUGGUAACGACAUUGUCAGUAUUUUCUACGAGAAGGUCACGGCGCUGACCGAGGACCAGCCUCCGGUCGUCAUGAAUCAUAAGGAUCUUUACUUCCUCCACAUCAGGCAGGGAGGACUGUACUGGGUCGCCACGACCACGGUGGGCUCCUCGCCAUUCGCCAUCAUCGAGUUUCUCAACAGGUUAGCAGCUCUGGUUAAAGAUUACUGCGGCAGCCUAUCAGAGAAGUCGGUGCAGAUGAACUUCGCCCUCAUCUACGAGCUGCUGGACGAGAUCGUGGACUACGGUUACAUCCAGACGAUGUCCUCUGACGUCCUGAAAAACUUCAUCCAGACCGAAGCUGUCACCUCCAGGCCGUUCAGCCUGUUUGACCUCAGCAACGUCGGCCUGUUUGGAGCAGAAACGCAGCAGAGCAAAGUGGCUCCAAGCUCUGCAGCCACCAGGCCAAUCCAGUCCAGCAGAGAGCAGGGAGGGAAGAGCGAGAUAUUUGUGGACGUGAUUGAGAGGAUGACGGUCGUCAUCGGCUCCAACGGAGUUCUGAUGAAGGCAGAUGUGGAGGGCGAGAUCAGAGUGAAGUGCUACAUGCCGAGCUGCUCAGAGAUGCGAAUCGGACUGAACGAAGAGUUCAGCAUCGGCAAGUCGCAGCUCAGAGGUUAUGGAGCCGCUGUUCGGGUCGACGAGUGCAGCUUCCACCAGGCGGUGCGGCUGGACGAGUUUGACAGCCAUCGGAUCCUCCGACUGUGUCCCAGCCAGGGAGAGCAAACUGUAAUGCAAUACCAGCUCAGCGACGACCUGCCGUCUGCGCUUCCUUUCCGACUCUUCCCAACCAUCGAGAGAGACAACGGAGGAAGGCUGCUGAUGUACAUGAAGCUUCGCUGCGAUCUGCCACCAAAGAGCGCUGCCAUCAACGUGUGUGCCACCAUCCCCGUCCCCAAAGGCUCUGUGAGUUUGUCGCAGGAGCUGAGCAGCCCGGAUCAGAGCGCCGAGCUGAAGCCGCAGAGCAGAGCCGUCGUCUGGCAGAUCGCUCGCUUCGCCGGAGGGACGCAGCUCUCGGCGCUGUUUAAGCUGGAGGUCCCCAGCCUCAGCUCGGCCUCCAUGUUGGAGGUCGGUCCGGUCGGCCUGAGCUUUGAGCUGCCGAAGAUCACUGCCACAGGGCUGCAGAUCCGCUUCCUGCGCCUGUCGCCCGUCCAGCCCGGCCCGUCGCAGCGCUGGGUCCGAUAUGUCACCCACUCGGACUCCUACACGAUCCGGAUCUGA